This is a messenger RNA of Mus musculus (house mouse), 3201 nucleotides long. It is a transcript of the gene Extl2, whose product is annotated as exostosin-like glycosyltransferase 2. The transcript has 7 exons. Gene Ontology annotation, biological process: UDP-N-acetylgalactosamine metabolic process; N-acetylglucosamine metabolic process. Gene Ontology annotation, cellular component: endoplasmic reticulum membrane; endoplasmic reticulum; membrane. Lineage: Eukaryota; Metazoa; Chordata; Mammalia; Rodentia; Muridae. The record is from RefSeq and is a predicted model, not a curated record. Gene Ontology annotation, molecular function: glycosyltransferase activity; alpha-1,4-N-acetylgalactosaminyltransferase activity; glucuronyl-galactosyl-proteoglycan 4-alpha-N-acetylglucosaminyltransferase activity. Bases 732 to 1682 code for a protein of 316 amino acids.
GGGCUUACGGGGAGGAGGCGGGGCUUGGGGGCUGCGGAAAGUCCGAGCUGAAAGCUUGGGGAUCUAUCUCUAGCUGAGCUAGGGGUCCUAUCUCCUGAACUCACGAAAGAUACCCCUGCUGGCUCUCUGCAGACGUGGCUGACUGGUUCAGGGCCCGCUGUCACCCACCCAGAUCGCCCAUCACUAUCGUCCCCGGAUGCAGUGCAGCCCGCUCCUGCUCCUUCAGCAUUAACCCCCUAAAGGACCUCAAAUCCCCGCUGUGCCUUAGGCAGCAUCACUGAAAAGCCCAGGCGGCCACGUGCUGCGCCGCCACUGCACGGGAUGUGCGAGAAUGGCUUCCCGAGGUCAACGCUAAGGGAGUCCACCCCCACCCGCGGAAACCGUCACGCGGGACGCGAUCGUUGAGUGCUUUGCAAAAGAAACACUUAAAGUAUCAAGAGAGCCUGUUCCACUGAAGUACUGAAGUCAUAAAGAAUGCUGCUAUAAAAAAUUAAUAAUAUGAUGAGAUAAAACCAUCCUCCUCCACCUGCUCCCAGUGCUCGGCAACCAUGAGUGUUCAUCAUGUUUCUGUGAGUUUGGCUGCACUAAAUAUCACAUAAGUGCUAUCGGUUGGAACCAUUGUCUGAUGUAAAGGGAGGAAAGCUCAGACAGCUGGUGAGGGCAGGAGCUAUGUCUGCCGCUCAGUGCUGGUCACAUGGGGUUGCCACAUCUGCAAACUUCCGGGAAGAGUCAUGGGGAUUCGAGUGCUCCGGUUCUCCCUGGUGGUCAUCCUUGUGUUGCUGCUGGUAGCGGGGGCUUUGACCAACUUACUCCCCAACAUCAAAGAAGACAAGAUGCUCACUCUGCGUAGGGAGAUCAAAUCCCCGAGCAAGUCGGCCCUGGAUUCAUUCACCCUCAUCAUGCAGACAUACAACAGAACAGACCUCUUACUAAGACUCUUAAAUCAUUACCAGGCAGUACCGAGUCUGCACAAGGUGAUCGUGGUGUGGAACAAUGUGGGAGAGAAGGGCCCAGAGGAGUUGUGGAAUUCUCUAGGGCCUCACCCGAUCCCUGUCAUCUUCAAACCACAAACAGCAAACAAAAUGAGAAACCGACUCCAGGUCUUCCCUGAAGUGGAGACCAACGCGGUGUUGAUGGUAGACGAUGACACACUCAUUAGUGCCCAGGACCUUGUUUUCGCUUUCUCAAUUUGGCAGCAAUUUCCUGAUCAGAUCAUAGGAUUUGUACCUAGAAAGCACGUCUCUACUUCCUCCGGGAUCUACAGUUACGGAGGCUUUGAGCUGCAGACACCGGGGCCCGGGAAUGGCGACCAGUACUCCAUGGUGCUCAUCGGAGCCUCCUUCUUCAACAGCAAAUACCUGGAACUCUUCCAGAAGCAGCCUGCAGCCGUCCACGCGCUGAUCGAUGAGACGCAGAACUGUGACGACAUCGCUAUGAAUUUCCUCGUCACCAGGCACACUGGCAAGCCUUCAGGGAUAUUCGUGAAACCCAUAAACAUGGUCAACUUGGAAAAAGAAACCAACGGGUAUUCCGGAAUGUGGCACCGGGCGGAGCACUUUCUGCAGAGAUCCUACUGUAUAAAUAAGCUCGUUAACAUCUACGACGGCAUGCCCUUAAAGUACUCCAACAUUAUGAUUUCCCAGUUUGGUUUUCCGUAUGCCAACCAUAAAAGUAAAAUGUGAACCGGAAACAAAGACAAGCCCAAAACACCGCGCUGGGUUUUCAGUGGCUUCUCCAUGCUGUGUGUUUUUGGUUUUAUUUUUGGUUUUUUUUUUCAAGCAACACUAUGAACUUUUAUCUAGUCCAUAAGUCUCUAUAAUAGAAACAAAAAAACCAUAUGCGGUACUUCUAGAAUAUAAAACACAUGGACCUUCAAAAGCCAAGAAGUUGGCCUUACCGGGAUAGGAUUUCCUGUGAAGAGCUUUUGUCCAAGAUGGUGACAUUAUUGUUUACAUCUCGAGACUGCUCCUCAGUUUGUUUGAGCCCUGGCAUUUGCCUCAAGGCCCUACAGCAAGCUGCUUCCAGAGACUCACAAGAGACAAUUUUCAGCUUUUCGGUGAAGGUCGAUUGUUUUUAUUUGAAGCCUGAAAUGCCUGCGGUAUAGGGAAAAGCCAUGUGAGGAGAGUUUAGUCUGAACUCAGUGUUGAGAGCCAGGAAAAUUCCUGGUUGCCGGUGUCUUUCUGGUCCAUCUCACAGAACUGACUGAGCCCAGCACGGUUCUAACGAAGCUGUCAGUGCUGGUGUCUCUGCUGUUACGCCUGUUGGUGACUGGGAGUGUAAGUUUUCAUGGCUGACUGUUGUUUAAUUGGUUUUUAUUGGUUUGGUUUGGUUUGGUUUUUGUGUGAGCCUACUCUGCAUGGAUCACUGAAAUGUGCCAGCCAUGUUUCUUAUAUGUAACUUGUAUGCAACAAGGAAUCAGUGUGUCCCUGUAAUCUGUCACCGCAUAUGACCUUGAGAAUCUACAUUAGUUCUUAUAUUUUACAGAAUGUGUUGAAUAAUGAAUAAAUAUGUAUAAAAAUAACUUCUGGAAGAAUGGUUAAGUAGAAGCUAGCAGAAAUAAAAAACUUUAGUAUCAAAGAUCUUUAUUAUUAAAGCAUAGGCUACCUUGUGAGUAUUUAAUAACUGUAUUGCACAAAAAUGUUUCCAUACAGAACCCAGGAUUUUGUUAGGAUUUUUUUUAAGUCCCAAUUCAUGACGAAAUUUCAAUUACAUGGUUGUUGAAAAUAAAAAGGACUGAGCCAUCAUGUGAGAAGGCAGUGGGAUGCUCUCAGGAGUUCACUGUUCCUACCACACACCUCUCGCUGUGGGAGCCAGUGUCUGUGUCUUGCCUGCUGUCCUUUGGUUUGACCUUGUUCACCACUACUGAAAAGAAAUAAUCUAUCAGGCCUCUGUGUAUCACUUUUCUUCUUCUCUUCAUAUAAGGCGUGAAAAUAGGAGAAUACUGACCACCCAAGUUCCACUGCAAGACCUUCCCGCCGUCAGUUCAGCGUCUGUUUGUCUAACAAUGUAUGUGUGUGUCUUAAUGCAAUCAGAAAUAUAUUUCAUUUGAUCCCAUUAAAACUUAUGUCAGUUACAUGCUUUGUCCACAUUUGGUAAUACACUUUUGCUUCUUGGUUGUCCACAUUUGGUAAUACAUUUUUGCUUCUUGGUCAUCCACUGUCAAAUAAAUAAACGUCAGCUGGCCACUGUGUUAAUAACUGA